AUGUCCGGUUACGCCUACGACGGACCCUCGUCUUCGUCCGCACCACCGCCGCCCUACUCCGUGACCGCAUCCGCCUCCGGCUCCGGUCACUUUGGCUCCACGUCCUCGACACAGUUCCCGCCCCCACCUACCGCCGCCGUCGCCGGUCCGUCUUCGGGCUACCCUUCCUCCUCCUCCGCCGCCGACGGUCUCGGCAUCGUGGAUUCCAAGUGGCGCCUCGCCGAUCCUAGGUCCUCGUCGGCUCACUCGCUUGCCCCAUCCACAAAGGACCGCGACGGCGUCAUCCGCCGGACCCUCCUCGUCAUCUACAUCCACGGCUUCUACGGUAACGAGUCGUCCUUUCGCUCGUUCCCCGCACACGUUCACAAUCACCUCAAGGAGGCUCUCGCCGAGACGCACGUCGUCCACUCCAAAAUUUACCCACGCUAUAAGACGUACAAGGCCAUCGAUGUGGCUCGCGACAAUUUUAGCCAGUGGCUGGAGCCGCACGAGUCCGACUCGACUGAUGUCAUCCUCGUCGGACACUCAAUGGGAGGAUUGCUCGCGGCCGAGGUUGCCAUGAUGCCUAACCGGCACCCAUAUAGGCGCCACCCGUACAAGCAUCGCAUCCUCGGCACCAUCUCACUGGAUUCGCCGUUCCUUGGGCUUCACCCCGGCAUCAUUGUCGCCGGCAUCUCCAGCUUAUUCAGGCCAGCCUCCCCAACGGAGGAGAAGCCAGAGCAAGAUGCCCUCAACCAGCUGAGCCCUACCAACUCGGCCCUGACCAGUCCCAACCCGUCCAUGUACACCCUGGAGACGACGAGCUCACUGGGUGCAGACCUCUCGCCACACCCGAGCAACACGCCUUCCAUGUCCUCGAGCAAUGCACCGCCGCAGCGACCGGAUCCUACAUUUAACCCAUCCUUCUUCAACGAUGUGAACCUCAAAGAUCGUACCUUCAUGAGGCGACUGGGUCACUUUGCAAAGAAGCACAGCCGCGAGGGCAUCUGGGACGCUACCAAGAACCACGUCAUGUCGCAUCUCGAGUACGGCGGCUGCUUGGCGGAUUAUCCCGGCCUGAACGCCCGAUACAACAAGCUCCGCGCCAUGGAGAGCGUUGACCCGCUGCAGCACAUGGGCGACGGCAACAGCUACGGCAACAACGUCGACCGGCCGACUCCGGUCCGGGUCCGCUUCAUCAACUAUUACACACUCAGCUCGGGCAGACCCAAGAAGCCAAAGACGCCAGACUCGCCAAAGUCCCCCGCCGAGUCACCAACGUCUCCCGAGCAUCGCGCGGCCCCGAGUACGUUACAGGUCGGCUCUCAUCUUUCUCCGCCGUCUUCGUCGACUCCUAGGAUCUCUCUGUCGUCUGAUGAUGGGCAGGAAAUGGAACUGCUCGAGCCGAUCCCGAUGGAUGACAUUGACGAGCGGCUUUCGACGCUCCACGAGGAACAGCAGGCAGGGUUUGACCACGAUUCAAAGGCAGGCUCGCACUCGACCGAUGCGCUCGACAAGGAAAUACGCGAACCAAAGGGUAAGGAGAAGGAAGGCGAUGUUGACUCACAUGAGACACCCAAUGCCGACGCCCAAAUCGAAGAAAGCGUGCCUGCCUCAACUUCUUCAACCACGGCCGCCGACGAGACGGAGAAGAGUCUCGAGGCCGGGGCAGCGUCACCCAUGGGAGACGUGAUACCCGAAGCAGAAUUACCACCCAUCCCCGACCUCCCCGAACAGCCGACGCCUCCGGAUCUAGAUAGGUACACGGACAAGGACGCCCGGAAGCAAGCCGAAAAGGAAGGCAAGCGCGCACAAAAGGCGUAUGAGUCCGCUGUCAAGAGCCGCGAUAAGGCCAUCAAGGAGCGCCAGAAGCUUGUCGAGAAGCGCCGCAAAAAGGUGGAAAAGGAAGCUGCCAAGGAAGCGCAGAGGAUCGAGAAGGAAACCCUGAAGUUGCAAAAGGAAGAACAGAAACGGCGGCAACAGGAAGAAGAGGCAGCUCGAAAAGAGGCGGCUGAAGAGACGCACGAUCAGAAGGAGGCAAGGAGGCUGGCGGAGGAGGCGAAGAGGAUGGAGAGGGAGGGUAGGAGGUUACGCGGGGAGCCGCUUGAUAGUGACGCCGAGGAUGACGAUGAGAAGACGAAGAAGAAGUCUGCGGAGGUUGAGGCCGAAAUGGCGGCGACUGUCAUUGCCGGCGCCGCGGCCGCGGUCAAGGAUCGGCCGCCCGCUGUCGCCGCACCAUCUUCGUCCACGGCAUCAGUCAACACGACGCAGACGGGAGCCGCUACCAACAACACGACGAUCCCGAGCCGCCCCAAGGCCGUCGCCGCACACUCCAGCUCCAACUCCCACUCCCACGCCAAAGCUAAUGCCAAAUCCAACGCCAAAUCGGACAAACCCAAAAAGGAGCGGAAAUUCUGCACCCUACCCAGCAAGAAGAACGGCAAGCGCGACGAGACGUGGGUAUCGGUGUACAUGGAGGGCAUGGAUGAGGUCGGCGCCCACUGCGGCCUCUUUCUUCCAGGCCCGCACUACGACACGCUCAUCGGCGACGUCGGGGAGCGCAUCGUCGCGUGGGUGCAGGAUGACUUGAGCGUCAGGGCGAUACUGGAGAUGCCUUGA
Molecule: messenger RNA, 2598 nt
Organism: Colletotrichum acutatum
Lineage: Eukaryota; Fungi; Ascomycota; Sordariomycetes; Glomerellales; Glomerellaceae
Exons: 2
Coding region: 1-2598 (865 amino acids)
Source: RefSeq, a predicted model, not a curated record